AUGGUUGUAUUAUACUCUAAUGUUCUAUUAUAUUUUCCCGCAGAUGUUGCCGACAAACAAGUGAGAUUAGAUAUGUUCGAGUUCGUGUCGGGCACUAUAGAACAGACGGCAGCUCUAGUAACGGGUGCGCUGUAUGAGUUAGCCAAAACAUUCAAAAUCACCUCAGAGAGCACUUGGACAGCGUGCUGGACGAGCAUCAGGAACAAGUCACAAUCGACAAAUUGGAUCGGUUACCGUGCUUGGAAAACGUGUUAA
Molecule: messenger RNA, 255 nt
Organism: Macrosiphum euphorbiae (potato aphid)
Lineage: Eukaryota; Metazoa; Arthropoda; Insecta; Hemiptera; Aphididae
Source: the annotation of a GenBank genome assembly